AUGCUGGUUUGCAGUCGUCUUAGCACAUCGGCAACAACGAACGAACAACUAGGCAUCUUUCUCUUCUUCGCGGGACAGCAUGCAUCGUGCGCUCAACUUCAACAGCGGUUCCAGCACUCACCUGACACGAUCACGCGGCAUUUACGGCACGUAGUAACGUGCAUGAACGCUUUGGCAGCGACGUACAUCCAAAUCUCUCCAAACGACAGCCAUAGGCCAUGGAAAUCCACAACAACACCAAGUUCUAUCCCUUCUGGGAGAAGUGUAGAAUGGCAGUGGAUGGAACUCACGUUCUUGUGUGGGCAUCACUUGUGGCUCCAUUCCAAGGACGAAAAGGAGUAUGGCCGAGGACAACAAGCACCACAAAGCAAACAAGAGCUUUUCAACUUACUACACGCAAUGCUUUGGAACGUGGUUGAGCGCAUAUUUGGCAUCCUCAAGCGGCGGUUCCCUGUGUUGGCCUACGCAGUGCGUGAGGAAGAUGACCUGGACCACGAGCUCCUGCACAUGCUUCGCACAAUUGAGCACCAGCGUUAUUCUGUCGUGCGGUCUUGUGGCCCAUUCACGCGUACACGGUUCCACCAUUUCUUGUACGAAAUCAAGGAGUCUCGUUUCCGCAAGCUGUUUCGGAUGGAGCGUCGCUCAUUUAACAGCAUAGUCGCUCUUAUUGAGCCACAGUCAGUGUUUGCGGUCGUGCGUGGCUAA
Aphanomyces astaci is the source of this 705-nucleotide messenger RNA. RefSeq lists its product as hypothetical. Bases 1 to 705 code for a protein of 234 amino acids. Lineage: Eukaryota; Oomycota; Saprolegniomycetes; Saprolegniales; Verrucalvaceae. The transcript has 3 exons. The record is from RefSeq and is a predicted model, not a curated record.